GGAGGCGGUGUUUGGUUAGGAGUAGAGCGUCUGUUACUCAUUAGUUUAAUAUUGCGUAUUCUUUGCUCUUUUGACUGUAGCCUGCAAAAGCUUAAAUAAAACACUCCUGUUGUAUCUAUUGCUUUUAUCAUAGACAUAUAGCAUCACUAAUUCAGUGUUCAAGUUUUGUAGUUUUAAACUUUGUGACAGUUCGUGGGUGGAGUAUUUGGAGCAGCUCUAGGGUGUGGCGCGUAUCCACAGUCUGCAAACAAACUGCACAUCAGCCAGGAGCAAGAGUGGUUCUCUCCCUCCGCCUCUCACUGCGAAAAGCCGCACGGUACACGGCUCUUCUGGGAACCUGGUCCUCGUUCCACUUGGAUACGCACAUUCUUUAAAGUGAGCAGCAGCAGCAGCGCCCCCUCACAGCGCAACAUGCCGCAGUACUCAGACCUGGAGAACGCCAUCCACACGCUGGUGUCCAAGUUCCACUCUGCCUCUGCCGACAAGAGCCCCACCCUAAAAACGGAUGAGUUUAAGGGCCUCCUGUCUACUCAGCUACCCAACCUGGUUAAGGGCAUUGGCUCAGAGCAAGGUCUGUCAGAGAUCUUGAGGAAGAUGGGCGUGGGCUCUGGAGAAGGCAUCUCCUUCAGUCACUUCUGGAGCCUUAUCCAGCAACUGGCCACAUCUCAGCACAACAUCCUGAGUCAGGGUGCGGGUUCAACUUGCAGCUGUGCCCUGCUGUGAGCCUUGGGGCCCUGACCCCACACCGUCUUCAACAACCGGUCCCAUUUACUCUACCACCUCUGCAUUCCCAAACACUAACACAGAAACACACACACAGGCCCCGACAACUGGCCUGAACACCCCCCCCCACACACACACUUAUAUACACAUGCACACACAACUGUCCCGACAACACAGCACACCCCCUUUAGCCCUUCACUCUCUCCAGCAUGUGCUCCUACCCCGUCUUAGCCACUCACUGCCACAAACUGCUUCACAUAGUCACAACCAGCAGUGCUACAUUUAAGAACUAAUUGCGAGCUUAGUAAAUAUACUUUUUGAAAUAUUUUAUUAUUACCAGCAGACAAUCAUUCCAAAGCAUUUUAAUGAAAAAACAUGGUCUUUCUAGCAUUAUACUUAAGGUUGAGUUUAAUAAAAGUGUUAUUCUAAAUAAAUUGUGAGUAUUCAGUUAA
Molecule: messenger RNA, 1175 nt
Organism: Boleophthalmus pectinirostris (great blue-spotted mudskipper)
Lineage: Eukaryota; Metazoa; Chordata; Actinopteri; Gobiiformes; Gobiidae
Gene: s100v2
Product: S100 calcium binding protein V2
Exons: 3
Coding region: 412-723 (103 amino acids)
Cellular component (GO): perinuclear region of cytoplasm
Source: RefSeq, a predicted model, not a curated record